UUCAUUUUUCAGAUCAACCAAAGAAAUAGAUGGAUAUUGAAGAAGAAAGCUUGAAAGGGCAAGCUGACAUAUGGGAGCAUAUGUUUGCAUUUGUAGAUUCAAUGGCACUGAAAUGUGCAAUUGAACUUGGUAUACCUGAUAUCAUAAACUCUCAUGGUCGUCCGACCACAAUGUCUGAGAUCAUCGAAAGUUUAAAAACAACCACAUCAUCAUCAUCUCCUAGCGUAGAUUUUCUUACUCGUGUAAUGAGAUUGUUGGUUCGUAAACGUAUAUUUACUUCUCAUUCACACCAAGAAAGCAAUCAGACUUUAUAUGAUCUAACUCCAUCAUCGAAAUGGUUGCUGAAAGAUUCGGAACUUAAUUUAUCAAGAUUGUUUUUAUUUGAAACUGAUCCAACAUUAGUAACACCAUGGCAUUAUAUGGGAAAAUGUGUUCAAGAUGGUGGUCUUUCUUUUCAAAAAGCUCAUGGGUGUGGGAUAUGGGAUCUGACGUUAGCUAACCCUCAAUUUAAUCAGCUCUUCAAUGAAGGAAUGGCAUGCACGGCGAAGAUGCAGGUCGAUUAUAGAAAUGGGUUCAACGGUAUAGGAUCGCUUGUUGAUGUUGGUGGUGGGACAGGGGCGAUCAUAGCUGAGAUCGUAAAAGCUAAUCCACACAUACAAGGUAUCAAUUUUGAUUUACCUCAUGUGGUGGCUACAGCACCUGAAUAUCCAGGAAUCAGCCAUGUUGGGGGUGAUAUGUUUGCUCACAUUCCGGAAGCGGAUGCUGUUAUCAUGAAGUGGAUAAUGCAUUGCUGGAGCGAUGAAAACUGCGUGAAGAUCUUGAGGAACUGUCGUAAGGCGAUAUCAAAGACAAAGAAUGGAAAAGUUAUAAUUGUUGAUUGUGUAUUGCGACCUGAGGGAGAUGGCUUAUUUGAUGAAACAGGAUUAGCAUUUGAUCUGCUGAUGAUGGUAAAUACUUUGGGCGGAAAAGAAAGGACUGAAAUCGAAUGGAACAUUUUACUGAAAAGUGCUGGUUUCCCUCGUUAUAAUAUAAUUCAACUUCCCACGUUCCCCUCCAUCAUCGAAGCCUUUCCCGAGUGAAGAUGGAAGGCUAAUGCUAUUAAGUUAAUUAUUUUUUACAUUUGCAUUUCAUUUCCCAAAAUAAGCAAACAUUAUGUUGCCCUAAAAAGCUUGGUUUACUUGUACUGUUGUACAUCUAUCAGAUCUCCUUCUUCGGAACAACGUCCCUAUUAAGUUAGAAAACUUGGUUAGCCAACUGGGAAAAUAAAGGAGAUUGCAGAUUUACUACAAGGGGUACUAUAGUAAGUAUCGUCUUAAUAUGUAUGUUAAGAGUUGCAAAAGAGUCUCUAUAAGGGUAGCAUAAUGCUGCUCUUGUUAUGUA
Messenger RNA from Papaver somniferum (opium poppy), 1380 nucleotides. Its product is annotated as (R,S)-reticuline 7-O-methyltransferase-like. The transcript is spliced from 2 exons. Gene Ontology annotation, biological process: methylation. The record is from RefSeq and is a predicted model, not a curated record. NCBI's taxonomy places the organism in Eukaryota, Viridiplantae, Streptophyta, Magnoliopsida, Ranunculales, Papaveraceae. Gene Ontology annotation, molecular function: S-adenosylmethionine-dependent methyltransferase activity; protein dimerization activity; O-methyltransferase activity. Bases 30 to 1079 code for a protein of 349 amino acids.